This is a messenger RNA of Auxenochlorella protothecoides, 1674 nucleotides long. RefSeq lists its product as hypothetical. The coding region runs from base 1 to 1674 and encodes 557 amino acids. The transcript has 7 exons. The record is from RefSeq and is a predicted model, not a curated record. Gene Ontology annotation, molecular function: transmembrane transporter activity. Gene Ontology annotation, cellular component: membrane. Lineage: Eukaryota; Viridiplantae; Chlorophyta; Trebouxiophyceae; Chlorellales; Chlorellaceae.
AUGCCCAGCAACAAGGGCAAGGUCAUCCCUGUGGCGGACCUGGCCGAGGCCAGCCUGGUGCCUGGUGUUGUUCAGCGGCAUGAAGCAUGGCGCCGCCAGGCAGCAAUUUCCCUGGCGCAGAGCUCCUUUGUCGUGGGCUCCGUGUACCUGAAGUCCGUGAUCACAGACCUGGAGGAGGUGCACGGCGGGAGCAGCCACCCCGGCUUCAACCCGGUAGUGUUUGCCUUUGCCCGUGAGGCCACCGCAGCCCCCAUCUUGCUGGGCCUCGCCCGAUACAAGGGUACCCUGGUCCCGGCCCGCCGCGACCUCCCCCUCGUCGUCCUGCUCGGCGUCUGCCUCUUUGCCAGCCAGCUGCUCUACAUGCUGGGUAUCGACCUGUCUGGCGUGGUGGUGGCCACCUGCAUCCAGCCCGCCAUCCCCGUCUUCACCGCCCUGCUGGGCAUCGCGCUACGCCAGGAGGCGGCCAACCCCCGCAAGCUGGCCGGCAUCGGGCUCAGCGUCUUGGGCGCCACGGCCAUGGUCUUCGGUACCCUGGUCCCGGCCCGCCGCGACCUCCCCCUCGUCGUCCUGCUCGGCGUCUGCCUCUUUGCCAGCCAGCUGCUCUACAUGCUGGGUAUCGACCUGUCUGGCGUGGUGGUGGCCACCUGCAUCCAGCCCGCCAUCCCCGUCUUCACCGCCCUGCUGGGCAUCGCGCUACGCCAGGAGGCGGCCAACCCCCGCAAGCUGGCCGGCAUCUGGCUCAGCGUCUUGGGCGCCACGGCCAUGGCCUACGUCGGCAGGGAGCGGGCCAUCAACCGGCUGGCGGAGCAGUUCCGCGCCCCCCCGGGCAUGACGACAAUUGUCGGCGUGGGCAACUGGUCGGCCCAGGACCAGGGGGGCAUCAUGCGGGGGCCCCCGCCGGGACCCUGGAUCCGCUUCUUGCGGCGCCUCCGGCUGGUGUGCAGGGUGGUGGUGAUCGACGAGCACAGGACUUCCAAACUGUGCUGCGCCUGUCACACCACCCUGCACGCCCACCAGUACGUGCGGGUUCGCAAUGGCGAGGAGAAGCUGGUGGACGUGUGGGACACCAAGCGGUGCGGCAACAAGGCCUGCAGAGUUCAUGCCGUCAACCGCGAUGUGAACGGGGCGGCCAACAUGCUGAUGCUGUGCAAGCUCUUCCUGGAGCAGGCCACCUGCUGCGCUGAGACCGGACUGACCCUGAACUCGGCCUGGGCCUCGAUCGCCGUAUAUUGCACGGCCCCCACCAUCAUCCCCGCCUCCUGCAUCAGGGUCGAGGGCCCAAGCAACGUGACUGUCGUGGACACCAACGUGCCCAGCCCGGCAUUGGGCCGCACCUUCCGCUUCGUUGCGGGCUGGACGCCCGACGAGGGGUAUGUCGGCUGGCUGACCGUGGGCCUGGAGACCGAGUGCGCGCUGGCGGUGCCCCGCUGCUCGGUGGGGCGCAGGAACUACGACGCCGUGCUCCGCCCCGUGGCCGACCUGGAGGCGCAGGUGGAGGAGGCGGGGCAGGAGGAGGCCUGCCCCUGGAGGCCCAGCGGCCUCGCCUGGCUCGACGCGAGGUCGGGGGAGUGCGGCAUGCUGGAGCCGGGACUCCUGCCCCAGAGCCUGUUCACCGGCAUCAACUACCUGACCCCCAAGGGCGUGCAGGCCAGCUGCAACGCCACCUUCUUUUGA